AUGGAGGACACAAAAUUCAUCCCAAUUCCAGAGCCCAGAGGCCUUCCUCUGUUGGGAAAUAUUCUGGAUGUUGAUUCAGAAGCACCGGAGAAAAGCUUCCAACGACUGGCGGAAACCUAUGGCCCGAUCUUUCGGCUGAACCUCGCCGGAGCGUCAAGAGUGUUCAUAAGCACUCAUGAGCUCGUCGAUGAAAUUUGCGACGAGGAACGAUUCACAAAGGUUGUGACCGCUGGGUUGAGAGAAAUUCGAAACGGCGUUCAAGAUGGUCUGUUUACUGCGGAUUAUCCUGGAGAGGAUAACUGGGCGAUCGCGCAUCGCGUCCUGGUUCCAGCUUUCGGGCCUUUGAUGAUUCGAGCCAUGUAUGAAGAUAUGUACGAUAUUGCAAGCCAGCUUGCUUUGAAGUGGGCACGGCAAGGGUCUUCUGCUACUAUAAUGGCCAAUGAUGACUUUACUCGCUUGACGCUGGACACUAUCGCGCUCUGUUCCAUGGGAACUAGGUUCAAUUCUUUUUACAGCGAAGAUUUACACCCUUUCAUCAAGGCAGUGGCUACGUUGCUGCAAGGAUCUUCCGAUAGGACUUUCCGUCCGACGCUUCUUAACAGCCUGCCUACGAGGGAAAAUAAAAAAUACUGGAGUGAUAUCAGUCUUCUACGAACACUGUCUCAGAAGCUAGUUGAUGCACGGAGAAAUAAUCCAUUAGACAAGAAGGACCUGCUCAAUGCCCUCAUCCUUGGUCAAGACCUUCAGACUGGCCAGCAUCUCAGUGACGACUCGAUCAUCAACAAUAUGAUAACAUUCCUUGUGGCAGGUCAUGAGACAACAUCUGCCACGCUGACAUUCCUUUUCUAUUAUCUGCUUAAAAACCCGCACGCAUACCAGAGAGCACAGGAAGAAGUCGAUACGAUAGUCGGUCAACGGAAGAUUACAGUGGAAGAUUUGCCAAAGUUGUCCUACAUUGCAGCUUCACUGAGAGAGACAUUGCGGCUCCAGGCUCCAGUUCCUUUAAUCGCUUUUCAUCCACACCCUACUAAGAAUCAUGAAGAUCCCGUAACUUUAGGGAAGGGUAAGUAUGCUUUAAACAAGGACGAGCCUGUGGUUCUGAUAAUGGGAAAGGUACAUCGGGACCCCAAGGUCUAUGGUGAUGAUGCAGAGGAGUUCAAGCCAGAGAGAAUGCUGGAUAAAAACUUUGAAGAACUCCCUAAGAAUGCGUGGAAGCCAUUCGGAAACGGUAUGAGAGGAUGCAUUGGCCGCCCAUUUGCUUGGCAAGAGAUGUUGCUCGUGGUGGCCAUGUUACUGCAGAGCUUCAAUUUUGAGAUGGAAAAUCUCAGCUACGAUCUUCAAAUCAAGCAGUCACUAUCAAUAAAGCCUGACGGCUUCCACAUGAAGGCGACCCUUCGAAGAGGCCUAGACCCGGCGAAGCUAGCGAACUUCUUGAAUAACGGGGGUGAUCUUUCGUCUGAUGCUCCUCAGAUACUCAAUGGGGGAAAUCAACCUAACACAGAUUUGCAAUCUCAUCUGAAGCCUAUGCAUAUAUUCUUUGGCAGUAAUACUGGUACCUGUGAGGCCCUGGCUCGGAGGCUAGCGGAGGACUCUAUGGGAUAUGGGUUUGCGGCCAAGGUUGAAAGUUUGAACUCAGCCAUGGAGAACAUUCCCAGAGACGACCCUGUCAUCUUCAUUACCGCAUCAUACGAAGGACAACCUCCUGAUAACGCCACCCAUUUCUUCGAAUGGUUGAACGGGCUAAGGGAAGCUGAGCUGGACGGAGUCACUUAUGCUGUAUUUGGAUGUGGGCAUCAUGAUUGGUCAGCCACGUUUCUUCACAUACCCAAAUCUACCAAUGAUCUUAUAAAGAAGUACGGUGGAGUCCGCUUAUGCGACAUGGGCGUGGCUGAUGCAGCCAAUUCAGACAUGUUCUCCGAUUUUGAUACUUGGAGCGAGUUCAUUCUCUGGCCGGCAAUCAAUUCGAAAAUUGGCCGUGCACCAGAGGGAGACGUACAAUCCAAGCCUGCCUUGGAGGUCGACAUUAAUUCGAGUAUGCGAGCUGCUACUUUGGGCCUUCAGUUGCAGGAAGGGUACGUGCUUGAAAACAGACUGCUCACAACACCCGACGUCCCAGCCAAGAGAAUGCUGCGAUUCAAACUACCACCCGAUACGACCUAUCAAUGUGGAGAUUAUCUCAUUGUACUACCCGUAAACCCAGCUCAUGUUGUCCGCCGCGCAAUCCGCCGCUUUAACAUAUCAUGGGACUCCAUGCUUACAGUCUGGAAGCCAUCGCAUGCUUCAGAUGGCAUCACGAACAUGCCCUUAGAAACGCCCCUCUCCGCCUUCGAGCUCUUUUCAACAUACCUAGAGCUAUCCCAGCCAGCAUCCAAACGAGACUUGACCACCCUCGCAGAGGCAGCUACCACAGAUACAGACGCCCAAGCAGAAUUACAGUCGCUCGCCUCCAGCCCGAACCGUUUCACCGAAGAAGUCAUCAACAAUCGACUAAGCCCCCUCGACAUCCUCAUACGCCACCCCUCUAUCAAUCUACCACUGAGCACAUUCCUCGCAAUGUUACCUCCCAUGCGAGUCCGCCAAUACUCAAUCUCAUCAUCUCCAUUAGCCAACCCAUCAGAAUGCUCCAUCACAUUCUCAGUGCUAAACUCAACCCACCUAUCAAUAGUGAACAAACGAUUCGUAGGAGUCGCAUCAACAUACCUCUCCGAACUCCAACCAGGAGACCGCGCCCAGAUCUCCAUCCACUCCUCAAACAACAGAGGCUUCAACCCCUCCUUAAAAGAGGAAACACCGAUGAUAAUGGUAUGCGCAGGAAGCGGCCUAGCCCCCUUCCGCGGCUUCGUCAUGGACCGCGCGGAAAGGAUCCGCCGACGACGCACCGAACUACUUUCCGACAAUGACCAUCCCGAGAUAGGAAAACCAGCGAGAGCUAUACUAUACAUCGGCUGCUACACCAAGGCCAAGGAUGAUAUCCACGCGAGCGAGCUAGACGAAUGGAGUCGUGAGGGAGCUGUCGAUGUGCGAUGGGCGUAUAGUCGCCCGACUGAUGGAUCGCCGGGACAUCAUGUUCAGGACCUGGUAUUUGAGGAUCGUAACGAGUUACUUGACUUAAUUGAUCAGGGAGCACGGAUCUAUGUGUGCGGCGGUAUGAGUGUCGGUCAUGGGAUUCGCCAGAUAUUCAAGGAUAUGUUUAUUGAGAGACGGCGUGAGACACUGGAGAAUGGUUCCGGUGGGGAUGAGGACGUGACUGCUGAGGAAUAUUUGGAUAGUUUGAAGACUGAGGAGAGGUAUGCGACGGAUGUGUUUACGUAG
Molecule: messenger RNA, 3312 nt
Organism: Aspergillus caelatus
Lineage: Eukaryota; Fungi; Ascomycota; Eurotiomycetes; Eurotiales; Aspergillaceae
Product: bifunctional cytochrome P450/NADPH--P450 reductase
Exons: 5
Coding region: 1-3312 (1103 amino acids)
Cellular component (GO): cytosol
Molecular function (GO): aromatase activity; iron ion binding; flavin adenine dinucleotide binding
Source: RefSeq, a predicted model, not a curated record